Drosophila persimilis is the source of this 2639-nucleotide messenger RNA. RefSeq names its product monocarboxylate transporter 13 (gene hrm). Bases 294 to 2255 code for a protein of 653 amino acids. The transcript has 5 exons. The record is from RefSeq and is a predicted model, not a curated record. Gene Ontology annotation, biological process: monocarboxylic acid transport; transmembrane transport. Gene Ontology annotation, molecular function: monocarboxylic acid transmembrane transporter activity. NCBI's taxonomy places the organism in Eukaryota, Metazoa, Arthropoda, Insecta, Diptera, Drosophilidae.
GUAUAUAUUUUGAACAAAUAUAAGUAUAGAAUUGUGUACAUAGUGUAAUAUUUUUGUAAAUAUACGUUUCUACUCAAAAACGCGAAAACAUAUUGCCACUAUAACCAAAACGAAUGACUAUUGUCAUGUAACAGCCGACACCUAUAACACCAAACCAACAAACCCAAUUCAAAAUAAAAGAGAAAAACGUGCGUCUCGUCAGUUUAUGUUUGUAUGCACAUGUGUGUAUGUGCGGGUGUUGACAGCCCUCUCCAAGACGAAUUUACAUUAACUAAACAGUUACUUUUAAGACCAUGCAUAAGGAAAAAGUUAUAAGUACACAGAAAGAAAACAGCAAAGAUCAUAAGUUAAAUGGAGCCAAAAAUGAAAAUAGUAAUAAAAAAGUUAGCUUACUCAACAAGAAAGAUGACAGCGAGGAGUACGAUCUGGUGCCGCCCGACGGUGGCUGGGGUUGGCUAGUACUGUUUGGUUCCUGCUUGACCAACAUACUCAUUCCUGGCACAAUCAAGAGCUUCGGGGUACUCUUCGUUGAGUUUGUAGAGGAGUUCAAUGCGACUCCGACAAAGGCCUCGUGGAUCCCGGCAAUAUGCUACUUCCUCUACAGUUCGUUGGGACCUGUAUCGAGUAUUCUUUCUGUGAAGUAUUCAUAUCGGACGGUCACCCUGCUGGGAGGAGCGUCAGCAUCUCUGGGAAUGAUACUCUCCUUCUGGGCAUCGUCAGUUGAGUAUUUGUAUAUCAGCUAUGGAGUCCUGGUGGGGAUUGGCGCUGGGCUAUCUUUUCCGCCCACAGUGUAUAUUGUAACGUCUUACUUUGUAAAGCUGCGCGGACUGGCCAACGGUCUGUGCAUCUCGGGCAGUGCUCUGGGCAGCAUUAUUCUGCCGCCUCUGCUGCGCUGGCUGCUGGAGACCUAUGGCUACCAUGGCUCCUGUUUGAUUAUGGGCGGCAUCACACUGAACGUUUUUGUGGCUGCCCUGUUCUACGAGCCCGUGGAACAGCACAUGGUUCGAGUGCCCCGUGCUCGCCAGGCACUAGACGACAUACCCGAGGAGGAAGACAUCGGAAUAGUGAUGAAGUUCGAGAAUGUCGAUGAAACGGCAACCAACCACGAGCAGUCUGACAAGCAGCUGUUGCCUUACAAUUCGCCACCAUCGCCGCUCUAUCUGCCCGACGAUGACAAGCAGCAGUUCGUGAGAAGUGCCUCGGAGGCCGUAGUCCAGAGCUACGCAAAGCCCGGCGAUGAGUUCCAGCCUCGCACUAGGAAGAUCAGCACGCCGGUGAGACUGCCCCAAAGAAAUCAGACAUUCACGCCGGGCCAACUGAAUUCGCAAUCAUCGCUGUACGCCGUGCCCGAAGGUCGCUCCAGUUCCAAGCUCACUCUGAGGAAUUUGUCGAGGUCCCGACUGUCGAAGCGGUCGCCUUCGACAAGCAGCUUCUUGUACAUCAGCACACCGUACCACGGCAGCACGUUGUCCUUUCAGCCAAAGGAAUUCUCAUCGCAUUUGUCGCUGCGCUCGGUAGGUAGCAAUGGAUCAGCAGUGGACACAACUGGCCAAGACAAGGCCCAGGCAACUGACGACACUCAGGGAAAGACGCAGUCCUCGCAGCGAUCCAAGUUCUUCGACCUCAGCCUGCUCAAAGAUCCCAUGUACUUGGUCAUAUUAAUCUCCAAUUCGACGAAUGCCAUCAGUUACACCAACUUCAUCAUUUUGCUGCCCAGUUUUGGCGCUGACAGGGGCUUCAAUAAAUCGUUGGCGGCCUACCUGCUUUCUGUUGUAUCCGCCACGGACCUGAUUGGCCGUAUUGGCGGCUCAGCUCUUUCGGACAUGGGACUAAUUCCCAAGACCUGGUACUUUGUGGGCGGCUUGUCCAUAUCGGGUCUUUCCCUCACGCUACUGCCAUUUGCCUCCUCCUACAGCACGGUUUGCUUUUGGUGUGCCCUCUUUGGCCUCGCUUCCGGAAUCUAUGUGGGAAUCACCGCGGUCAUAAUGGCUGACAUGCUUGGCACAGAACGCCUGACAUCGUCCUAUGGCAUCAGUCUUUUUAUUAACGGCAUCCUUCAGUUGGUAGGCCCGCCACUGUGCAACUACUGGUACGAGGCCGUUGACGAUUACAAUCCGCUCUUCCACGCCCUGGGACUAACGCUACUCGCGGGUGCCAGCCUGUGGAGUUUCAUGCCAUGGAUAGAGCGACGCAAGGCCAAAGCUGAGGAAAAACUCGAGGCACAAAUCGACGAGGAAGCUGUCGACGGUUACUGAACGGGGAUAACGUACAAUUACAAUUAGAUGUUAAGCUUUAAACAGCGUACAAACAGUGAUGGAGGAGGAGUUUAGCUAAUCAGGAAAAUCAGGAUCAGGAGUUGAAGAGUGCAUUGAAAGUUUGGAAACUGUUAAUUUGGUUCUUCCAGCAUCUUUUUCGUCUAGCUGAUAAGUCUUAACUUAAUAUUGUAUAACUAUUACAAUUAUUGUUUACUUAAUACCAAUAUAUUUAUAGUCUAGGCAGUAUAAACAUAAGCCCGGAUGAUACCGAUGAAUCGCAAGUGUGUAGCAGAGGAGAAAGCUAAAGUUUUAUAACUAUUUUUUCUAUAAAUAUGCCAAACAAAAGAAAAACUAAAAAAAUGAGAAAAAAUAUAAUUGAAAAAA